This is a messenger RNA of Paramormyrops kingsleyae, 5045 nucleotides long. RefSeq names its product mothers against decapentaplegic homolog 3. Gene Ontology annotation, cellular component: heteromeric SMAD protein complex. Gene Ontology annotation, biological process: SMAD protein signal transduction; cell differentiation; activin receptor signaling pathway. The record is from RefSeq and is a predicted model, not a curated record. Lineage: Eukaryota; Metazoa; Chordata; Actinopteri; Osteoglossiformes; Mormyridae. Gene Ontology annotation, molecular function: DNA-binding transcription factor activity, RNA polymerase II-specific; RNA polymerase II cis-regulatory region sequence-specific DNA binding; I-SMAD binding.
UUUUGUUACCCACGGAGUGUGAGUGUGUUGCGUGCGAAAUACUGCCAUAACAUCCACGGUGUAGCGGUCCCUGUAACCCACUGCAUAACCGGUUAGAAGGUUAAAUUCAGCCGUCCACGUAACUAUGCUCCUUAUACUACAGUUCUUAUGUUUAUCUAAGAGUAAACAAAGUCAUUCGGGUGUACACAUCAGCAUCUAACCAUAUUCUAUCAAACUAGAGCAUGUAUACUGAUAACAUGAAGAAAUCAGACACGCUUUUGUAGAAAUAGUCGCAGUCUUGUGAGAACACGGCGAAUCCAGGGCUCCAAGUACCUUGACCGACAUUGCUACCCAGUGCAGACCGUGCAGAUUUAUUAUUUUACCAAUUCGCGGCAGCCAGUCCGCAAGGAUUCAGCAAGAGCUCGGCGCACAUUUGCAUUACCAUCAGACUAGCCUGAACUCCGGCGAGCUUUCCGCUGCACGACCAUGGAGCGAGCAGCGCGGAGGAAUACGCUGCGUAGCACAGGCAACUAAAAGACCAACUUUGCAACUACAAUUCUCGGCGAAAAAUACGGCGCCAGUGGUUAUUCUCUCGUGGUUGUAAUUUAAAAAUUAAUGUCCCGUACCGACUCGUACGGAAAACGUUUGGGUUAUAUUGAGCUGGAUGGGAAAGUAAAGCGCACGGCAAGGCACUAUAUUUAGUGGCGGAUUAUUACUAGUUUCACUAGUGCAGAGAGGAGUUGUGGGGCGGACGUAUUCUGUCUUGCCGAAGAAUCGGAACGAUCGAAGUUUCAGUCCGGAUCGCGGCUGUUUCGUCCGACUUUAUGUAGGUUUUUGCGGAAAAAAACAAACCCCAUCAUCGCGGUCACGACGUCUGAAGAAGCGGCCCCUGUGCUCGAUCCCAGUAAAGCGGCUCGUAAUUGGGGGAGGACAUCGGCGAACUCAAGAUGUCAAUUUUGCCGUUUACCCCCCCGAUCGUGAAAAGGCUCCUGGGCUGGAAGAAAGGGGAACAGAACGGACAGGAGGAGAAGUGGUGCGAGAAGGCGGUCAAGAGCCUGGUGAAGAAGCUGAAGAAGACGGGCCAGCUGGACGAGCUGGAGAAAGCCAUCACCACCCAGAGCGUCAGCACGAAAUGCAUCACCAUACCGAGGUCCCUGGACGGCCGGCUGCAGGUGUCCCACAGGAAGGGCCUGCCCCACGUUAUCUACUGCCGCCUGUGGCGCUGGCCGGACCUGCAGAGCCACCACGAGCUGCGUGCUGUGGAGCUCUGUGACUUUGCCUUCCACAUGAAGAAGGACGAGGUCUGCGUCAACCCCUACCACUACCAGCGCGUGGAGACACCAGUGCUUCCUCCAGUCCUCGUGCCGCGCCACACGGAUAUCCCGAGCGAAUUCCCGCCGCUGGACGACUACAGCCACUCCAUCCCAGAGAACACCAACUUUCCAGCUGGCAUCGAGCCCCAGGGUAACUACAUCCCAGAAACACCACCUCCGGGAUACCUCAGCGAGGAUGGAGAGACCAGCGAUCACCAGAUGAACCACAGCAUGGAUGCGGGUUCUCCUAACUUGUCGCCGAACCCGGUGUCUCCUGCACACAGCAACCUAGACCUGCAGCCAGUGACCUACUGUGAGCCAGCCUUCUGGUGCUCCAUAUCCUACUAUGAGCUGAACCAGCGCGUCGGGGAGACCUUCCACGCGUCGCAGCCCUCGCUCACCGUGGACGGCUUCACCGACCCCUCCAACUCGGAGCGCUUCUGCCUGGGCCUGCUGUCCAAUGUCAACCGCAACGGCGGUGUGGAGCUGACGCGCCGCCACAUUGGUAGGGGAGUGCGGCUCUACUACAUCGGGGGUGAGGUCUUCGCUGAGUGUCUCAGUGACAGCGCCAUCUUUGUCCAGAGUCCCAACUGCAACCAGCGCUAUGGAUGGCACCCGGCCACCGUGUGUAAAAUCCCGCCUGGCUGCAACCUGAAGAUCUUCAAUAACCAGGAGUUCGCCGCCCUGCUGGCCCAGUCUGUGAAUCAGGGGUUCGAGGCCGUGUACCAGCUGACACGCAUGUGCACCAUCCGCAUGAGCUUUGUAAAGGGCUGGGGAGCCGAAUACAGGCGGCAGACUGUGACCAGCACCCCCUGCUGGAUUGAGCUGCACCUAAACGGACCCCUGCAGUGGCUGGACAAGGUCCUCACCCAGAUGGGCUCCCCCAGCAUCCGAUGCUCCAGCGUGUCCUAAAAAAACCAGGGGGGGAGGGGGGAAGCUUCCUCGGCACAUACCAACGAAAGCACAGACCAAAACCCGAGACGUGAGAGUACUGCGAAGGGCCCACCCUCCCCCCGGUACCCAGCAGGGGGGACAAGCGCCGCCUUCGCUUCAUGCAACCUUCUUAGCACUUUUUUUUUUUUUUUUUUUGUACUCCAUGUGUUGGCAAAGGGGAUGAGUGCAUUACAGACAGUACAGCUAGUAUGGUGUGUCCGCGUGGUCCUCGUCACUGCAGUAUGGUGUGUCCGCGCGGUCCUCGUCACUGCAGUAUGGUGUGUCCGCGCGGUCCUCGUCACUGCAGUAUGGUGUGUCCGCGCGGUCCUCGUCACUGCAGUAUGGUGUGUCCGCGCGGUCCUCGUCACUGCGGCUGUUUGGGGAGGAAAAAAAUUGGCAUUUAGUUGCAAACAGCUGUAGCAUGUAAGCAGUGAGAGUGACUUUAAAACGUCAGCGGAAUAAUCUGCACAUUUCAGUUGUACAUAUAUCUCGUGUUAGAUAAUGAACCAUGCUACACUUUUUUUGUAUAGAACAAAAAAAUACAGAUUUCACUGAAAUUGUACGGUUUUAGUUUUAUUCAUAGGCCAGAAGAAUAAAGAUUGCUGGAGGUUGAUCAUAAAUAUGCUAAAUGUAUAGUAUGUAUAGUUUCCAUGAGGUAUUCCGCCAUUUUCGCCUCAGAGCAGCUCUUAAAGGGAUACCCAGUAAGAUGCUUUUAUGCAUCAUGUUUUGUAAACCCCCCCCCCAGUAUUUUUUUAUUAGUACUCAUAGUGUUAGUAGUUUAGAGCAGGGGCGGAGGUGCCUGUGUCUGAGUGAUCACACCCGGCUCCUUGCAUUGCGAGCUGCAUGCUGCUCCUCGUCUGUUUCUUAUCCGCCUUGAAUGCACCAGUGAGGCUGCAAAGUCGCUCGGGUAUCCUGAGUGUCCUGUACAAUGCUUAGGGCCGCACUGCAGCCACGAAGACCCCUUCUGCCCUGGGAUGUCACCAUGUCGGGCAGCUGGCACAGCGGGCGCUAAGCCAGUCCCCAGCUGGGCGCGUGGUCUCUGCCUGCUGGGGGAGCCGCCCCACCUUUAAGCGGAGCCUCUGGUGCAGGCCGGACGCGUUCCCAGUGCGGGGUCACGUGUGCGUAUGAUUAGUGCUUUAUGGCGGUAGUUUUCUAUCGGGACUGUAAAAUGCGUUCAUUCAGUAGUUUAUGCAGUAGUGCUUAAGCCAAUCAGUAUAUUAACUUCUCAGUGUCUCUUGGACAAAAUGCAGCUACGUUUGUUCCAACUCUGCCAAAGUGUCAUGGUGUUUGGGUCUAUUUUUAGAUGCGCAUUUUGACAAAGCUAAACAUUUGAACAAAACUUUAUGAAGAGAGAAACUGAACCAGUUUAUUAUAUAUAUUUUUUGCAUGAAAAAAAAGUCCUGUAUUGAAAAUACAGGAGUGUAUUGCUAUUUGCUUUCUUUUUUGCCAUAUGGAGGUGGCAGUGCAGAGCAAUGAAGUGUGAUUUAAAGGGCUCUGUGGCAUUAACACUAAUGGAGAAGAAAGCUCUAGAGUGCCCACCCUUGACAGAGUUGUGUGGUGCUUGCCCUGACCUCCAAGACACGGUAUAUAGGAGCGAGUGUGUCGGCAAGACACAGCGUAUAUAGGAGCGAGUGUGUCGGCAAGACAUGCAGAUACCUUCAGCUGGUAUAACUACUGGGCUUCGUUUAAUUGUUUUCAGGCCAUAAUCCCAGCUAACGUGACGGCGACGCCCGGGAGGGGCCCUUGAGACCAGCCAUUUCUCCUGGUUACUGCGCGUGUGACGAUACCAGAGCAGUGUGUGUCGGUAACAGGACCAUCCUGGGUUUUAAACUAGCUUGAGGAAAGAAUGGAUCUUUAUAUAUAUUUCUAUAAAGAUGCAUUUUCUGAAGUUUCCACUCUGUACAGUAGACUUUCGUACCAAGUAGAUUUUUAGAAAGGUAUUUAUUGUAAUGUGGUUCAACACAAACAAUCCUCUGUAAUGUACCAGGAAGAGGGGCAGAUGGUGCGUCCUGCUACUCAUGUCCACAGAACCAGCAGUUUGCAGAGGCUGGUUUUUAAAAGUGAAAUUCCCCCCCCCCUCCCGAUAAGCCCCCUUUCCCUUCCUGAUUUGCUAAAAAUUUCCAGUGAAGAAUGUUUCUUUUAAUUUGAAGAGCUGGUUUUUUCCUUCCCCACAGCCCUCAGACCCAGUGGCGUGUUCGGGUGCAGGGCGGGACCCUCGCUCUCAGCCCCCAGCCCCCAGGAGUCUCUCACAUGAUGGGUGGGCAGGUGCCAGCCGAGUAUGGGGAUGGAAAGCAGGCACACGCCCACUGCAUAGCACGAUGGUGCACGUGACGUUUAGCAGUUAUUAAAUCCAGCGCAUUAGUCAGUGCUUUGUUUAGUUUGUCUUGUUUAGAGAUGGUCUAAGUGGAUACUGGUGGGUUUGAAGUUUUCCUUUCCAGUCAGCUUGUGUGUCCCCCUCAAGCUAAUCUGUCACAGAGCGCACUGCACUGGUACAGCAGCGAGUCCCAGGCCUCUCUGCCGUGGCCCCUUCCUGUCAUCAGGGCCUGGAGGUGUUCCUUCCACACCUGCACCCCAAUCAGCCAGCCUGACUAUUAUAAAAUGUCCUCUACGGAUAUUUAAAAUUUAUAUUUUUAAAAAUGUACUCAUCCCCCGUUUCAGUACUUGUUCUUGAUUUCCCAAUGUAGCCUUUAAUUGGUGCUUAGUCGUGUGUGUGUGCUUUUUCAGUCUUAGGUGUCCUUUUUGUAUAAAAAAAAAUAUAUCCUUUCCAUUUAAAAUAUUGCUUUGUAUUUUGUUGGUCUUUUAAUAAAUACUGAAAGUGAA